Molecule: messenger RNA, 500 nt
Organism: Westerdykella ornata
Lineage: Eukaryota; Fungi; Ascomycota; Dothideomycetes; Pleosporales; Sporormiaceae
Exons: 1
Coding region: 127-432 (101 amino acids)
Source: RefSeq, a predicted model, not a curated record
CGGGUCCCUCUGUCCCUAUGCUGACAGCACGUACAGUGGGUUCGGAGAAGACGCCACUGAUCCCCGCUGGGCGCAUUUGUCGUCCUACUAGCCACGGACACCGUUUGGUUCUCCAUCUCCAUCGUCAUGAAAGCCGACGUAAUCAUUCUCCUGCACGGAAUAACGGAGCAAUGGCGGCAUAACGACGUGUUAUCAUUUCGUCUUUCUUCUCUCUUAUGGGUAUCAUCAAUAUUGCAUAGCAGCGAGCAGGGCAUGGGUAGCGACGGCGUUGAAAGGGUCAUCAUCUAUUUUUUUUUGUUUUUACUUUCUUAUUUAGUCGGCAUGGAUCUUACGUAUACCCCGAAUCCAUCCAUCCAUUUGUUUUCUUAUACAUCUCUUCGUUUUCUUUCUGCCUGUUACCGCCUAUCAGUGCAUUGCGUCACGAGUGGGUGAGCCUAUUCUACGUUACAUACCACAUACACGUACAAUAUGAAUCCUGCUCUCUAUUUCUAUGCCCCACC